Messenger RNA from Chrysemys picta bellii (western painted turtle), 2126 nucleotides. RefSeq names its product sphingosine-1-phosphate receptor 5 (gene S1PR5). Gene Ontology annotation, molecular function: sphingosine-1-phosphate receptor activity. The record is from RefSeq and is a predicted model, not a curated record. Gene Ontology annotation, biological process: regulation of metabolic process; adenylate cyclase-activating G protein-coupled receptor signaling pathway. Gene Ontology annotation, cellular component: cytoplasm; plasma membrane. NCBI's taxonomy places the organism in Eukaryota, Metazoa, Chordata, Testudines, Emydidae.
CGGCAGCCGGGUGGUGCCGGGGGUGGGAGCCGCUGGCGCGGGGACAGAAUUAGCAUCUGAAUGCGGAGGGUGGCGGGUCCCUGCUGGAGCCAGGCCAGGCUGCCGGGCCUCCCAGCUGCUCCCCAGUGCGGGGGGCCGAGGGGAGGUACCAGCCCCUUUCUCGCUGCCCCGAGGUCAGAGCUAGGCCAUGCAAUGGGGGGCCCUGCUCCCAGCCCCACCCCAGGGAGACCAGUUCCCAGCUCAGCCACCCUUCCCACGGGGAAGGGGCCUGACAUUCAGAGAGGGGGGCUGGGAGCCAGGACUCCUGGGUUCUCUCCCCAGCGUUGGAUGGGGAGUGGGGGUCUAGUGGGUGAGGGGGCGGGCUGGGAGCCAGGACUCCUGGGUUCUCUCCCCAGUGCUAGGAGGGGAGUGGGAGUGAGUGAGUGGGGGGCUGGGACCCCGGACUCCUGGGUUCUAGUCCUGUCUCUGCCCUGCAGCCCCCGUCUCAGAUCCUGGUUCUUUGCAGCCCAGACUCGCACCGCCCCCCCCGAAGGCUGCUCUCCCCCGGCCAGGGCGGGGGCGGGGGGGGAACGGGAGGUUCCCACGUGACCAGGCACCGGGCCAGGCUCCGGGCUCCGGGCUCCGGCACGUUACUCGCGGCAGCCUGGGACGCGACCGGACGGGCUCCCCCAGGCGGCUGACGAUGCCCCGCACCGAGCGGCCCCCUGCCGCUGAGCCGCAGUAACACCCGCCGUGGCAAGCAGGCCCCGGCACGGGGCCAGGAGAGCGCCCGCUGCUGGCGAGCCGGAGCGGGCAGGGCCGCGCCAUGUAGCGCCCGCGGCAGCCACCGGCAUGGAGCUGAUCACGGCUGAGUCCCCGGCCCGGCUGGUCCGGCUCUACCGGGAGUAUCACAACAACGAGCUCAUCUCCCUGCACUACAACUACACGGGGAAGCUGCAGGCCAGCAGCAAGUACAAGGGCGGCCUGAAGGCCGACGCGGUGGCGUUCCUGGCCGUCUGCGCCCUCAUCGUGCUGGAGAACCUGGUGGUGCUGCUGGCCAUCUGGAGGAACAAGAAGUUCCACUCGCCCAUGUUCUACUUGCUGGGCAACCUGACCCUGUCGGACCUGCUGGCCGGGCUGGCCUACACGGCCAACAUCGCCAUGUCGGGCGCCAACACCCUCCAGCUCACCCCGCUGCUGUGGUUCCUCCGGGAGGCGGGCGUCUUCAUCACCCUGACCGCCUCCGUCUUCAGCCUGCUGGCCAUCGCCAUCGAGCGGCACAUCACCAUGAGCCGCAUGAAGCUCUACCACGGCGACAAGAAGGGCCGCAUGUUCCUGCUGGUGGGGGCCACCUGGGCGGCUUCGGUGCUGCUGGGGGUCCUGCCCGUCAUGGGCUGGAACUGCCUGGACAGGCUGGCCGACUGCUCCACCGUCCUGCCGCUCUUCUCCAAGAGCUACGUCCUCUUCUGCAUCACCGUCUUCCUGGUCAUCCUGGUGUCCAUCACGGUGCUCUACGCCCGCGUCUUCCGCAUGGUCAAGGGCAGCAGCCCGCGGCCGGGCCGCCUGCGCAAAGGGAUGCUGAAGCGCUCGCAGAAGUACAUGGCCCUGCUCAAGACAGUCACCAUCGUGGUGGGGACUUUUGUGGCCUGUUGGCUGCCCCUCUUCCUGCUGCUGCUGCUGGACGUGUGGUGCGAGGCUCAGGCCUGCCCCGUGCUCUACAAGGCCGACUACUUCCUCGGCUUGGCCAUGAUCAACUCCCUGCUCAACCCCAUCAUCUACACGCUGACCAGCAAGGACAUGCGCCGGGCCAUCCUCAAACUGCUGUGCUGUCUGCUGGUGGGGCCGCCCGAGGACGGCCCGGCCCAGCGCUUCGGGAUCCCCAUCCUGGAGUGCAGCACCAGCAAGUCAGAGCGCUCGUCCCACCGGCCCGAGGGAAUCGAUACCAGCCUGUCCACGGGCAACGGCACGCCCACCCCCAUCAAAGCGCUGGUGCCCAGUGCCGAGUCCUGAGCCCCCUCCCCUCACACCGGGGUCGGAGCGUGGCACGGGCCGGGGGGAGAGCUGGGACAGGCGCCCCCGCGACUUGGAAUGGCUGGAGCCCUGGCUGCCUGGGAGGUGAGGGACCCCUGCAGGGAGCUGUGUGCCCC